AUGGACGACGACGCACAGUUUGUGAUUCCUGACUUGGACGAUGAUUCACUGUUUCCUGAUAUAGAGAUUGCGCCGCCACGCCUCCUGUAUGGCAUGUCCAACGGGUCGUCGUCCACGGAGCCGUGGGCUGCGUCGACGACAGCGACGCUUCCGCCAGCGCCACACUCGCCGUUGGACGAGGGGUCAGGGCCUUCUGGUACCAAGAGUCGAGCUGGUCGCCUACGGCAUAUUCGGUCCGGCUCGUUGAACGCGGACGAAAGUGCGUCCAUCACGACGAAGAGCUCGUCGAUGCGAUUUGGAUCCUCGUUCUCUUCAGCGACCUUGCCGGGCACAGACUACCACCCCUCGCCAUCGCGCGCUGUGAGUGGUCAUGCUCUUUCCUCGUCGUUCUCGUUCCCUGUAAAGAAAAAGUCGUCGUUUGCGAGUCUGCGUGCUGCCAUCAAAGGCCAGCCGUCUCUCCCGUCGUCCACUCAAUUCCAUGCACCUCAGCCCACGACGCCCAGCGCACGCGACGGCCUCGAAGCGACGUCGCCCUUCUUUGCCGAGUUUGAAGCAGGUGCCUCCUCCAAGAAAAUCACUCGGACGCUUACCCUCAGUGACAUUACGGCCAUGUCGUCGGGCCUUGCGCACGCGACAGGCAUGACACGCGCGGCGCGGCGCCAUGACAAAUCGGCGAGUCAGGCGUCUCUGCCGCCCCAUGAUACGUCGUCUUCUAGUCCGCUACGUACGCACCGCUCGCGCCAUGCGCACAAGGGCUCGCACUUGUCCGAGUACUCCCUGGAUGGAGCGCCUGUCUCGCCAUCCAGUGUGAGCGUCGCGCCUACCGCCGAUGGCCUUUCGUCCCCUGUCGCGCUGCGUGCGCCGGACGAUGUGGAGUCCUGGAUGCUACAGGGGGAUAUCAGCUUUGCCUCGACGCGGCCGGAUACCUAUGCAGCACAACAUGUUCUCUACCGCUUUACCAGCAUCGCUGACGAUGCAUUGUAUACCGUGCUAAGCGCCCAGCAGGACCAUGAUGUACUUACGUCCCUCUUCCCUACGGCUGCGCACCGCGUGGCCUGGGACGAUCUUCUAGAGUCCAUGGCCUCCGUUGCGCAGUACGAUCGCUCGACGCUGCAAAACGCGUUGCUUGAAUGGCGUACGGAUGCGCUGGAUGCGCCAUCCUCUUCACGGCUUGGACGUCGUCGAACAAGCGAUCCCAACAUCCUAGCGACGCCGGGCGUCUCAGGCGAGAUGCUGCGUCGACGAUGUGCGCUUACUGCGACGUACCUUGCAUGCUCCGCCUUGCUGCCUACCAUUCCGCCAGGCACCAACGACAAAAUGGGAUUGCAUGAAGAGGAUCUGCACGAAUGGGACGAGUUUCUCGGUGUCAUGUUUCAAUGCUUGCAUCUCUGCUCGGUCGAGCGCGAAAGUGAGCGUGGCUCGUUUGCGCGUCUGCACACGACACUGCAGCAGCACUGUUUCGAUAUCGUGGCCCGUGUGCUUGGCGCCUUGUCCCGCCACUGCCUCCCGGCGCUGGGCGAGCAGUUUAUCGCGAUCUUGCGGCAGGCCAAUGCCGUGGCUGUCUCGCGCGACAAUGAGCUGCUCACGGAAGCCGCUAUUCUCGGAAUGCGGUACCUCCGCAUUACUGUAUACCCCAUGGAAGCGUUCGAAGCAGGCGCUACGUUCCUUACUACCCUCGCGCAGUUUUUCUCACAUGCGCAUGGCUACCGUAUCAAACGUGCGUUUGCUCGCGUCCUACAUACCAUCAUUGAGCCCGUUGCGCGGUAUGCGUCCGCGGAGCUCCUUCAUCCUGUAUGGGUCUCGGCAAUGCACACCAUGCUGCCAAAAGCGCAGGGCAUGCUGCACCGCUCACGGUACUGGGCUGUUGCGUACCCCCUUUGUGCGGUGAUUGUAUGUGCUUCGCCGCCCGGGAUCAUUCUUGAAAAAUGGUACAGCUUGGUCGAAAUGGGCAUGACACGGCACAAGGAGCGCAAAGAUACCGAGGUACGCGCUUCGAUGCUGCCUGUGGCUGCACAGCUACUUUGGGCGUACCUGUUCCGUUGCCACGAAGGCACCAACCCCACGAAGCGCCGCCUCGACGCGUUCUUCGCGCUCUGCCUUCCCUCCCCACGCUCGUCCCUUCAACCGAGCGACGCGUGCGUGGAUGCAUGCGUAGAUAUGCUUUCUCACGCGCUCUUCCGUCAGUUUGAGUAUACACGUCCUCUUGUGUUGGAGAUGCUACGGCACAAGCAGCUCGAUGACAAAGCCGCUGUCCACCAGCCAAACUUGCUGCAGCCUACACGGAUGUGCAUUGCCAUUCGCGCGAUUACACAGACCCUCGCAUGCUACGUCCAAGGCGAGGCGCCGCUGUUGCCGGGCGGCGAGGUGCUAUCGCCCGAUGCGUUGGCCACCGAGCCUAGCGACUUUGCGUACCCUAACGCUGAGGUCGGCGAGACGCAGGCCUACUUUCACACACUCAUCGCGCGCAUUACGUUGGUAUGCGACUACAUUCUCAAGGACGUCACACUUAUGGACGAACGUACACCCGUUGCGCGAGGCUCCUUGGCCCCUGUCAUCCAUGGCGAACGUGCCUCGCUGGACUUGGAACAUUACCAAGUGCGCACGCAUGCACAUACGCACGGCACGUUCACGGUAGCGUACCUACGCGAUCACCAGCCGGCGUUGGACCUGCUUCGGACAUGCAUUCAGACGUGGCCACGCUGCUUGUCCACCCAAGUGAGCAUGGCUACCUGUCAUGCCCUGCUGUUUCGGGCCCUGUACAGCGUCGAUCCACUCGUACGCCAGGCCAGCGCAGCGACUGUACGGCGAUGGGCACAGGCGCAAUCUGGCGCCUACCCCAUCCUCACGGCGUUUGUGCAGUGGUCAUUCCGGCACGAUGGCCUGGUAUGGGAACUGCAUCCUCACGCCGAUCUCCUGCUAGGCGCAAUUGCGCAGGCCGCCGAUUUGAUGGUUGAGCUGAUGGCAUUGUGGUGCGAGCAGCCGGAACCGGCGCCAGAGGGCGAGCAUCUUACCUUGGAAUCCAUCGAGGCGGGUGCGCUUAUGCUAUUAUGUAUCCCCAGCGCAACGUUGCGGCAGCAUGGCCUCUCCUUGCUGCGGUACGCACAGACCAUGGCAGAGCGUCUCCAGCAGCCGUGCGUAUACGCUGCUAUGCGGCUUGAUACACCCUGUACGCAGUACCUGCACACAGACCACUCAUGUUUGUCUCUAUCGGAACGUGCGCGCAUCUCCAAGUGGCAGGAUUCAGGCGAGGCGUGUACGCUAGCUCGCCUGGCGUGCACGGCUGAAUAUGCUUCGCUGUGGAUGCAUGCACUGCCCCUGUUCCUUGCCGAUGUCGUACAGCAGGCACCUGGCACCGCCGCGCGCCUCUCCAAUAUGCUUCAUGGCGCUGCUCAUCGCUUAGAGCCGACGGUAGCGGCGAUCGCCCAGGUCCGGCGCUCCAGUGCGCCUGCGCCCAACGUGACGCCGCUGAUUCGUACGGCAUGGCGCUCGUAUACUACGGCCUUGUGCACCGUCGCAUCGACUGAUCCGCCUCCGCCGCCCAUCGGAAUGCUGAUCCCGUACUUAGCUUGUGCGGAUCGCGAAUGGCAAGACGAUGCGACAGAUGCCCUCAGUCAUAUUCAUGCGCAUGCCUACCCAGCGUUGGUCCAUGCGCUGAUGGACGCGCUGGACGAUACUAUGACAUCGCAGCGCGUAGCUACUGGCCUGAUUCUCGCACAGACGUCGCACUAUCUGCCUUGUCCAGACGUGCACGAGGCGUUGGUCGCGUACUUGCAGCGUACUCUGCCGCUCCUACAAGCGGAUGCACAGCCGUCCAUGGAGCUUUUCCAGCUACGCCGCUGUUUUUGUGUGUUGCUGGCCCAUGUAUACCCUGCUUUGGACACGACCUUGGCCGAGCAGGCCUUCCCCAUUGCGAAGCGGCAUCACCUCCUGUCGCUGCUCCAUGAAUGGCACUCGCUGCAGGACGCCUCGCGACUGGCGGCCCAGCUCUCCGCUGCGAUGGAACGAUCGAGUCUUUCGAACAACAUGCCCAAGGACAAACUCCUCGUUUCGCUGCGGCAAGAGCUACACUGGCUUGCUACACGCGCUGAGCAGGCUAUGGCCGUCCUGUGCGCUGCGCCGAUGGAUACCAGUCCUUCGGUGCACGUGCCGACGAUUCUGGCGUGGCUGUGCGAGAUGCUCAUUGCGCCGCUCGCGUCGUCGCGUGACGCAGGUCGACGCGCUUUGCAUGCGCUGCUGGAACACAAUGCGCGGCACGAGCCACUUUUGCAGGCGCUUGUGUCACAGUGUUAUCGCGACUUGGGGCAGGCCAAAGCAUCGCGCACCGCGUUCAUGGUGCUGGUACCGAUGUAUACGCGCGACAAUGCGCCUGUCUCGCUGCCCCUCCGCGAAGCCGUAUGCCUAUCACUCGCGAUGCUGGCGCAUAGCGACGUGGAAGUCCGUGCCGGUGCGUUGGGCAUGCUUGAAGUGACAUUGCAGCGGCACCAUGACGAUGAUCAGCUAUCGUUAGCUCGGUUCGCGCCUGCUGUGCGAUCGAUGCAGCUGACCACGUACCUUGACGCGCAAGUUCAUCUGAGUCACACCGUGGAAUUGCGGGAUGAUGCCAUGACUCCCGCCCUAUGCUCAAAAAUGCUCGAGGAAUGGGCUCGUCAGAUGGAGCAUGCGCCGCCCUCCGUUCACGCCUCGAUUCUCAGCCUCCUGCCGCCAUGGAUCCCGGCGUUGGACGAUCCAGAGGUGGUGCUGCCUACCCUUUCUACCCUGCUUCUUCUGUCACUCAUGUACGCGACUGUCCAUCCGCAGGCGGUCCAUGCCUUAUGGCAGCCGAUCGGACACGCCGUCUCUGCGCUACCUCAUGUCAUCGCCUUUUUGCAUCGACGUGCUUUGCACUAUCGCAGUGUCGAGUUCUUCGACGUGGCACGUCUGGUUCUAGGAUGCUUGCCGCCCCCUGCUGUGCCUACCGUGCAUCGCUUGCUUCUCUCGCACUUGACAGACGACGGCCUGGUCCCAUGGGCGCCGGAGCAUGAGCUCAUGCUACCGAUGGACGCGCAUUUGCCUCCGCCUGGCACAGAACUGCCUGCGCUUCCACCCGUGCUGGUGUCCCUCGUGCUCCUGGGCGAGUGUGUUACUGCAUCACUGGUCCAGCACGCGUCGUCGUUGGUCCAACUUCUCCAGGCUUUGUGUUUGUACAUGGACAAUACCCCUGCGUUGCUCCAGUCCCAUGUGGUCCGUGCGAUGGAGCAGAUUCUCAGUGUCCUCGUCCCUCAUGCGCGAGCUGAUGGCGCCGUAUGGGAUGCCUUCUACGCUGUGAUUCGUGGAUCGCGCGAUGUAUGGGCACGGAAAAACGACGUGCAUGUGCCUCCUGUAUGGCAGCAGUGGAUCGAUGUCUUGGUCUCCCUUGCGGAAACGCAAACGCGCUCGUCGUCGUUUCGGUCAACAUGGCGUGACAAUGCGUCGCAUGUGGCCACGCACACUUCGGUGUUGCGCUUAGCAUGCCGAUCCUUGCAGAUUGUACGAGCGUUGCGACCUACCUACACACCCUCGAUGCUCCCUAUGCUACUAGCGCGUUUGCAAGAGACUGUGGCGUCGCGAGAUAGCAUGGCGUACACGCUAGAAGCCCUUGCGACGAUGCAGGCAAUGGCAGCCGAGGCGGAUGCUGAUACCCUUGUCGCGCUGUAUUGGUCGGCGCUGGCAUGUACUGAUACGCCGCAAGAGCCCGUGUUUGUAGCCUCGCUAUCGUUCUGGUCUGUGUGGCUCGAACGUGUAUCGACGCUUGAUACGGACGUACAGCUAGCCACCUCACAGCCGGCCACAUGGGCGACCGAUACGCCCAGUUUGCAGCUUUCGUUGUUGCGUGGUCUUCGGUCGGCGCGCAUGGACGAGGCUACGUUGCCAUUGCUCUUGCGAUGGGCCGAGAUGCCUUUGUCCGCGCACGUGGAAUCCACAGCAGAAGACCGUGCAUUGGUCUUGCUUACAGUGGCAUUGCCAUGGUGUAUGGAAACGUGUGAAUCUGCCUCGUCGCCGCAUGUUGAUGCGGCGUGGAUCACACGGCUAGGCGAUGCUCUUGCGUACUGGGCGCAACAAGCACAUCGACCUGACUUGGAGCGAAUUGCGACGUCAUUAGCGCGGUCCCGAUUCCGACGUGCUGAUGAUCUAGCGCGCCAAGCUGCCUCUUGUCUUAUGCAGGGUGCCUCAGCGCCUCAAGCAACGUACCUUUCGACGAUGCUCCUUCUUCUCCUGCACAACCAGCGAGAGUGGGUGGCUAAGCAUACUCUAGCCGUCUUGCCUCUGCUUUGGCAAGCGCUGCCCGCGCUGCAGAUUCAUGCCUUUACGUCGCCUGUACCUCUUGAUGCGCUGUACAGAUGGGCUAAGUCGCCGAUUGCCUCGCUGGCUCUGAGUGUCCUUCAUCAGCCCAUGCUGAGCGACGCGGACUUGGUCUCCAAUGCUCCGUCGACGUGGGCAGGCACAGAAGUGUCGCUGCAUGCUGGGCGCACAGCGGCGAAUAUGAAAGCUGUAUCGCAGGCGUGGACGCCGCCUGCCCAGCUCACUUCGACGGUGUCGUUUGUGUCUGACGCCCACGCUUCUGUGCCGCCGCCGUCCACGGCCGAACUGGGAUGCUUGGCGAGUCAGCUGGACGACUUGGCCCUGUUUUUCGCGCAGGACAGUUCCAGGGACACACCCUCGCCCAAACCAUCGCACGAUCAUGUGGCGAAGAUCUUGGCACGGUCAACGUACCAGCGGCGUGAAUCCAUAAUGCCAUGGUCUGAGCCUGAUACGACGACGAUGAGCGACAUGUCGUACAAUACGACAGCAGGUGACGCCUCCCGCUUUUUCGGCAAAAUGUACGAGGGUGUGCCUGCGCCAGCUACGCGCGGCAGCGAUCCGUUUGUGCUAGAUGUCACUGCUGUGACGUCGGUUCCUGCUACGCCUGGUGGCAGUGGCGGCAGUACCACGUCGCCCUUACCGCCUGUGCCUGCCUUGCCGGCCACUACCGCCUCGCCUGUGGUCGUACCUGUGUCUCGUCCUUUGCACACGCAAACGAGCGAGAGCAGCUUGGAUGAUCAUACCACCUCGCCUCCGUCUCAUCAUCCUCCAUAG
Messenger RNA from Malassezia pachydermatis, 7092 nucleotides. Its product is annotated as tao3-transcriptional activator of och1. The transcript has a single exon. Lineage: Eukaryota; Fungi; Basidiomycota; Malasseziomycetes; Malasseziales; Malasseziaceae. Bases 1 to 7092 code for a protein of 2363 amino acids. The record is from RefSeq and is a predicted model, not a curated record. Gene Ontology annotation, cellular component: cell cortex; site of polarized growth. Gene Ontology annotation, biological process: cell morphogenesis.